Messenger RNA from Symbiodinium necroappetens, 612 nucleotides. Lineage: Eukaryota; Dinophyceae; Suessiales; Symbiodiniaceae. The record is from the annotation of a GenBank genome assembly.
GACCCGAGCUGCCUGGCCUGGGCGCUGCGCAAGAUGGAGGCGGCCUGGGGCGAGGAGGAGCACCUGGCCAAGCUGAGCGUCAACGCGCUCAUCGGGCUGUGGGCGCGCAACGUGGACCUGGUCUACCUGAUGUGCACCUCCAACAACCAGCUCGACGGCAACGGCUGCCAGUAUCGCCAGACCUUCGUGGACGCGGCGGGGAACACUCACUGGGACCACCCGGCGGGAUUUUGUGAUGGCGGCGGAGUACUGCGUGGUGGCCCGGAUCCGGCAGCUGCUGGCGGAGGUGCCCAUGCGCUACCUGAAGUUCUUGAAGACCGACUGCCUGGACUUCCGAACGAGCGGGAGAACCGGCGCUUGGCCCCCGCGGAUGCCGUGGUGAUCGAGCACGCUCACCGGGCGCGCCCACGACCCGAUGCGAGUCACCCACGCCGAGCUGAGCUGCUGCGGCACACGCGGCUCUGCCACGCCAUCACCUACGCCAGCUGCCAGGGGCUGACCCUGCGCGGCCGGGUGUGGCUGCUGGACUGCGGCACGCAGCACUUCAACCUGCGGCACCUCUACGUGGGCGCCAGCAAGGCCACCAGCAGCGAACUGCUCAGCGUGCUUUAG